CAUGUUUCGAUAAACAAUAGAACACUUCUGCCAAUAUUUUGUGGACUCUACAGUUACAAGGUAAUUCUUUAGUUGAUCUUGUCAAACUUCUAAAAAAGAUGUAGCUACUAAACUUAUACAUUAAUUCUUUGAAAUUUAUAGCUAUAACCUUUCCCAAGCAAUUUUUAUAUAGAAUUUCCAUAUUUUUUUUUCUUGUACGUGUAUACUUUAAUUUGAGACAUCUAUGACAAUGAAGUCGUAAUGUCUAACAUAAAUGCAAUAAGACCAUAGAUUGUUUUUUAAAAUCGCUUUUCACAUAUCUAAAUAAAUUCGUGCUGUCUGUAUUCUAGGCUGGUGGCAAAACGAUUCGAUUCGUGGUCAUGAACAACUUACUCCCAACCAAUAUCUACAUUGACACAAGAUACGACUUGAAAGGAACUACGAAUAGAAGACGAAGUAAUAGAGUUUGUAAGGACAGAGACUUUGCUGAAAGAUAUCCGCAGGGACUUAAACUGGACCAGCAAUAUGCUGAAGAUUUGCUGACACUAUUGAAUAAUGAUAGCACGGUAGUUUAA
Molecule: messenger RNA, 554 nt
Organism: Lymnaea stagnalis (great pond snail)
Lineage: Eukaryota; Metazoa; Mollusca; Gastropoda; Lymnaeidae
Source: the annotation of a GenBank genome assembly